Molecule: messenger RNA, 579 nt
Organism: Stegostoma tigrinum
Lineage: Eukaryota; Metazoa; Chordata; Chondrichthyes; Orectolobiformes; Stegostomatidae
Product: COX8 domain-containing protein
Exons: 2
Coding region: 21-380 (119 amino acids)
Biological process (GO): mitochondrial electron transport, cytochrome c to oxygen
Cellular component (GO): mitochondrion
Source: RefSeq, a predicted model, not a curated record
GCGGACGUGCAGCUGGACAAAUGUCUGAACAUCUGGAUGGAUGCUGUGGACUUCUCCUGCCUCCCUCGUCACAGAACCCUGGGCUUGGCAGCGAGUGUGAGAAACUGGAGAGGUCUCAGGCGGACACGGCAAAGAGAGCGGGGAAGAUUAUGUCAGGCGUUCUCCGAGGGGCUUUCGGCGCAGGCGGCAGCGGUCGGAGCCUACUCCGGACCGGGAAGCAGCUCUUCCUCAUGCAAGGGGCCAACAUUUAUGGCAAGCCUCCCAAAGAAAAAAUCGGCGCUGUGGCUUCUGUAUUCUGUUUGUCAGUUUUUGCAUUGACCCUUCUGGGACCAGCGGGCUGGAUUCUUCAUCAUCUGCCAGAAUGCCGCAAAAAAGCUUAGGACAAACAAAAGAUUAGGACAAACAACAAGUCCUUGUGAUCAGCGCACGGAUGCAUUCGGAAACUGCAAUUCAUUUUCGAACCUUUAGCUAAAAAUAUCCCAUGUUGAAUGUGUAUAAUAAAAUUGCCCUGUUCUGUUUUUAGAUUUGCUUUUCUUUGUUCCUCUGUGAAAUAAAGUUCCAGUGCAGAGUUGUUGUUGU